Osmia lignaria (orchard mason bee) is the source of this 908-nucleotide messenger RNA. Its product is annotated as MKRN2 opposite strand protein. The record is from RefSeq and is a predicted model, not a curated record. NCBI's taxonomy places the organism in Eukaryota, Metazoa, Arthropoda, Insecta, Hymenoptera, Megachilidae.
UAAUCAUGGGUAUGUCGUUGGUGAUUAGAAGACUUAAGAUUUGUUUGAAAAUGUUUAAAACUUGUCAUGUUUAAAGAGUACUAUGCAUGGACAAUUAUGUAAUUGGAUUAUUGGAAUUGAAUGUAUACCUAAUGUAUAAUACAAUAAUCUCUAAUGCAUUUAAUAUAAUCAUAUAUACAGGAAAUGUAACAUUAAACUUAACUGUGAAAUUCAUGUUAUCCAACAGUGACCACGACCCAAUCUAAUAUUUUAGCUAAAUGCAUUACUCAUUACAAGAUAUCAUUAUAAUCUUAUGAACAUAAAGUAUGGCUUGUGAUCCAAGGAUAAUAUGUUUCCAACAUUGCUGUCCAAAGAAUAUAUUUUGUAAAAAUGUCCCAGAAACAUGUCCAAUUUGUCAAAUGUACAUUACAAAAUAUAUUGUUGAUCCUUUCGUUGUUCCAUAUCCUUACAUAAAUGCAGCCCAUCAGUCAACUUCUAUAGUUGUGAGGCCAUCCCAAGGUGAUUUUCUAAAUGACUAUCAUAGUGCUAAUGAUUUACAUAUAGGAAUAACAAAUUCAGAGGGGAUUGUAUUUGAGUAUGACAAAGAAGGAAUAAUAAUUAAUGAUUGGUCAAAAUGGAUAAACUGUAUUGCAUUGACAAUAGUUCCAUCAUGUUGGGAAGAUCAUUGGAAUGAGACAUUAAAAAUAAUGUUAAAAGAUAGUAAAUGGAAGUCUGAAAACUAUGACGAAAAUUCAAUGAAUUGUUUUAAUUUUGUCCUAGAAUUUAUAUAUAAUUUACAGUAUAUGGGUAUGACAUUUAUAAGUAAAGAGUGUAUGUGUAAUAAACUGAUACUGCCAAAAAUUCAGGAAGCAAUUAAAUAUAAUUCCUUGUUUAAGAAGUUACAGAUUAAUAAAUGUUUUGUAUUAUAG